CAAGAAGUACAUAUGCAUGUCAAAUAUUUGCACUAUAAAAUUUGCACAAGAAAGUAAAUGAAAUGUUGUUACUUUUCUCAGGUAAAUGUCAUAUGUACGUCACGACGCAUCCUUGAAUCUUAUUAUUACACAACUUGACACUUGUCUAGAAAGAUUAAGUUCAAGUUUGGAUUUUCAAGGGAAGUGUCACUACUAUCCCGAUUAGAAUUUCCACCGAAUCGCCGUCUUUUAAAAUACGUUUAUCGAGCCGCGGUCAUGAUUUUUGUUGUCUUGUUGUUAUUUUCUUUUCAGACCACUUCAUCCUUGCAUAUAGCUGGUCGAUCAAAUGCAACUAUAAACAAUUCAGUCGCGGAAGUUUCAAAUGAGUUAUUCAACUUGGACUUGAAAAAACAAUUUGCAAAACCACAUUCAAAUUACAAAAUGAAGUGUAAGGUCAAGCUCCCAGUUGCUACAUUCUGGACAGUUGAUGGCCUGGUUCCGGACGGAUCAAAAUUUCAAAUACUUUCCGACUCAAAUCUCGUCAUUCGUAACGUUUCAAACGAAGACUUUGAUCGGGAAUAUUUGUGCCACGCCUUAAUACCAGGGAAAACAAUGGUCGAGUCUAUGCAAAUACUUCUUCAACCCUUUAUUUCAAUGGCCAACACCAAUCGAGAAGGGAAAUCUUUAAGUGAUCCCAGCCGUCCUUCUGAGAAUAUUGCUCCCUCCAGACAGGCACAUUCGUAUUCCACCACCAAAGAAGUCCACGCCCUCGUGGGGGCUGAGUGCACUCUCUCCUGCAACGCCCAAGCGAGGCCAUACCCUAAAUUUACGUGGGUGCACAACAAUGGAACAAUUAUUCAGAACCAGAGCGGUUUUACAAUCGCCACAAAUCACGAGGACGUGUCAAACUUGACGAUUUUACUUCGGGACUCGACGUUCUAUGGGGAAUACAUUUGCGAAGCUUGGAACACAUUGGGAAAGUCUGAGACUGUUUUCCUCCUCAAAAUGCCCGAAAAACCUAACGAUAUUCCAUUCUUGUAUCCAAAGGUCAUCGGAAGUAAAGUAAUCACGCUCGGUGUCUCCUUCGAAAAUAUGAAAGUGAAUAACUACACCAAGAUUUAUGUUCAAUUUCGAAAAAUUUUGGACGUUGUCUGGAAUGGAACCAGUAAAGACGGGAAAGCCGAAACUGUCGAGCUUGUCAAUUUAGAAGAAAAUACAACAUAUGUAAUUCGUGCCGCUGUUCGGAACGAAUAUGUCCUUGGAGACUACUCGGACCCAAUCCACGUGACGACAGACAAAGGUGUCCGUAAUUCAGAUGAUGCUUCUUCCUCCUCGCCAAACAAUAUUCAUCCAAGUUCACGACGACUGUUUCAUUCUGAUGAUUCAAUCGCAAGCAACGAUAAUUCGACCAUGUCAUUUUCCAACAACUCAUCCGAUGAUGGGUUUGGGUUCACUAGCAAAGUAGUCGACACCAAGACACUCAGUACUAAAUUUGUCUCAAAAGUUGGCGACAAAUUUAUCAUUACGACAAACACGUCGACUGUCGAAGAAAUUUGGAGCGGAAUUGAAAAUUAUAAAUAGAAUUGAAUCAUGCAAUUCAGUAUUUUUCUUUGUUACUUCAUACAUAUAAGUACUUUAAAUUUAUGAUAAAAAUAAAUGUAUGCACAAUCAACUCUA
This is a messenger RNA of Folsomia candida, 1656 nucleotides long. RefSeq lists its product as uncharacterized. Gene Ontology annotation, molecular function: protein binding. The record is from RefSeq and is a predicted model, not a curated record. NCBI's taxonomy places the organism in Eukaryota, Metazoa, Arthropoda, Collembola, Entomobryomorpha, Isotomidae. The transcript has 6 exons. Gene Ontology annotation, cellular component: neuron projection. Bases 256 to 1560 code for a protein of 434 amino acids.